Messenger RNA from Paraglomus occultum, 172 nucleotides. The record is from the annotation of a GenBank genome assembly. Lineage: Eukaryota; Fungi; Glomeromycota; Glomeromycetes; Paraglomerales; Paraglomeraceae.
AUCAAUAAAGCAAUCAGACCUAAAGGGUCAUUCUUUGGGUGUUUUCAUUUGGGAUCAUCAUUACGAGAUAUGCAAACCAGGAAUUGUAAAUCGUUACUAUGUAUACUUGUUGCCACCCAACAAAGUUCCAACGCCAUUCGAUGAGGGGAAAGUUACUGAGGUGGUUGGAUGA